AUGGCGCACAGCGAUCAGCUGGACCGAGACUCAAUCAGCUGUUCGAUCUGUCUGGAUCUACUGAAGGAUCCGGUGACUACUACCUGUGGACACAGCUACUGUAUGAGCUGUAUUAAAUCACACUGGGAUGCAGAGGAUCAGAGGAGGAUCUACAGCUGCCCUGACUGCAGAGAGGCCUUCACACCGAGGCCUGCCCUGAAGAAAAACACCAUGUUAGCAGCUUUAGUGGAGCAGCUGAAGAAGACUGGACUCCAAGCUGCUCCUGCUGAUCACUGCUAUGCUGGACCUGAAGAUGUGGCCUGUGAUGUCUGCACUGGGAGGAAGCUGAAAGCCUUCAAGUCCUGUCUGGUGUGUCUGGCCUCUUACUGUGAGAAUCACCUCCAGUCUCACUAUGAAUCACCUACAUUUAAAAAACACAAGCUGGUGGAGCCCUCCAAGAAGCUCCAGGAGAACAUCUGCUCUCGUCAUGGUAGGGUGAUGGAGAUUUUCUGCCGCACUGAUCAGCAGAUUAUCUGUUAUCUCUGCUCUGUGGAUGAUCAUAAAGGCCACAAAACAGUCUCAGCUACAGCAGAAAGGACUGAGAGGCAGAGAGAGCUCGAGGUGAGUCGACUAAACAUCCAGCAGAGAAUCCAGGACAGAGAGAAAGAUGUGAAGCUGCUUCAACAGGAGGUGGAGGCCGUCAGUCGCUCUGCUGAUAAAGCAGUGGAGGACAGUGAGAAGAUCUUCACUCAGCUGAUCCGUCUCCUCCAGAAAAGAAGCUCUGAUGUGAAGCAGCAGAUCAGAUCCCAGCAGGAAACUGAAGUGAGUGGAAUCAAAGAGCUUCAGGAGAAGCUGCAGCAGGAGAUCACUGAGCUGAAGAGGAAAGACGCUGAACUCAAGCAGCUCUCACACACAGAGGAUCACAACCAGUUUCUACACAACUACCCCUCAGUGUCACAACUCAGUGAAGCUACAGACUCAUCCAGCAUCAAUAUCCAUCCUCUGAGGACGUUUGAGGAUGUGACAGCAGCUGUGUCAGAGCUCAAAGAUCUUCUACAGGACAUCCUGAGGGCCACAUGGACAAACACCUCACUGGCAGUGACUGAAGUGGACGUUUUACUGCCACAACCAGAGCCCAAGACCAGAGCUGAGUUCUUAAGAUAUUUACGUGACAUCACUCUGGAUCCAAACACAGCAUACACACAUCUGUUAUUAUCUGAGAGGAACAGAAAAGUAGAACAUACGGGACAACAACAGUCUUAUUCUAGUCACGCAGACAGAUUCACUGUAUAUAGUCAGGUCCUGAGUAGAGAGAGUCUGACUGGACGUUGUUACUGGGAGGUGGAGUGGAGAGGGUUGGUUAAUGUAGCAGUCACAUACAAGAAUAUCAGCAGAGCAGGAAGUGAAUCUAUAUUUGGACGUAAUAACAAAUCUUGGUCUUUAGAUUGUUACUCUGACAUUUAUGAAUUUUGGUUCAACAACAUUGAAACUCCCGUCUCAGGUCCUGAUUCCUCCAGAGUCGGAGUGUACCUGGAUCACAGAGCAGGUAUUCUGUCCUUCUACAGCGUCUCUGAAACCAUGAGUCUCCUCCACAGAGUCCAGACCGCAUUCACUCAGCCUCUCUAUGCUGGAUUUUGGGUUUAUAAUAGAUCCACAGCUGAAAUGGCGCAGAGAGAUCAGCUGGAACGAGAAACCUUCUCCUGUUCGAUCUGUCUGGAUCUACUGAAGAAUCCGGUGACUACUACCUGUGGACACAGCUACUGUAUGAGCUGUAUUAAAUCACACUGGGAUGGAGAGGAUCAGAGGAAGCGCUACAGCUGCCCUGAGUGCAGAGAGGCCUUCACACCGAGGCCUGUCCUGAAGAAAAACACCAUGUUAGCAGCUUUAGUGGAGCAGCUGAAGAAGACUGGACUCCAAGCUGCUCCUGCUGAUCACUGCUAUGCUGGACCUGAAGAUGUGGCCUGUGAUGUCUGCACUGGGAGGAAGCUGAAAGCCUUCAAGUCCUGUCUGCAGUGUCUGGCCUCUUACUGUGAGAAUCACCUCCAGUCUCACUAUGAAUCACCUACAUUUAAAAAACACAAGCUGGUGGAGCCCUCCAAGAAGCUCCAGGAGAACAUCUGCUCUCGUCAUGGUAGGGUGAUGGAGAUAUUCUGCCAUACUGAUCAGCAGAUUAUCUGUUAUCUCUGUUCUGUGGAUGAACAUAAAGGCCACAAAACAGUCUCAGCUGCAGCAGAAAGGACUGAGAGGCAGAGAAAGCUCGAGGUAAGUCAACUAAACAUCCAGCAGAGAAUCCAGGACAGAGAGAAAGAUGUGAAGCUGCUUCAACAGGAGGUGGAGGCCGUCAGUCGCUCUGCUGAUAAAGCAGUGGAGGACAGUGAGAAGAUCUUCACUGAGCUGAUCCGUCUCCUCCAGAAAAGAAGCUCUGAUGUGAAGCAGCAGAUCAGAUCCCAGCAGGAAACUGAAGUGAGUGGAGUCAAAGAGCUUCAGGAGAAGCUGCAGCAGGAGAUCACUGAGCUGAAGAGGAAAGACGCUGAACUGAAGCAGCUCUCACACAGAGAGGAUCACAACCAGUUUCUACACAACUACCCCUCAGUGUCACAACUCAGUGAACCUACAGACUCAUCCAGCAUCAAUAUCCGUCCUCUGAGAUACUUUGAGGAUGUGACAGCAGCUGUGUCAGAGCUCAGAGAUCUACUACAGGACAUCCUAAGGGACAAAUGGACAAAUAUCUCACAGGCAAAGACUAAAGUGGACAUUUUACUGCCCAAACCAAAACCAGAGCACAAGACCAGAGCUGAGUUCUUAAAAUAUUCAUGUGAAAUCACUCUGGACCCAAACACAGCACACACACAGAUGUUAUUAUAUGAUGGAAACAGAAAAGUAGAAGGGACGGGACAACAGCAGUCUUAUUCUAGUCACACAGACAGAUUCACUGACUGUUUUCAGGUCCUGAGUAGAGAGGGUCUGACUGGACGUUGUUACUGGGAGGUUGAGUGGAGAGGAAGAUGGGGAGUUUUUGUAGCAGUCACAUACAAGAAUAUCAGCAGAGCAGGAAGUGAAUCUAUACUUGGACGUAAUAACAAAUCUUGGUGUUUAGAUUGUUCCAGUAACAGUUAUGUAUUUUGCUACAACAACAUUGAAACUCCCGUCUCAGGUCCUCGUUCCUCCAGAGUCGGAGUGUACCUGGAUCACAGAGCAGGUAUUCUGUCCUUCUACAGCGUCUCUAAAACCAUGACUCUCCUCCACAGAGUCCAGACCACAUUCACUCAGCCUCUCUAUGCUGGACUUUAUGUUGGUGGUGGAUCCACAGCUGAGUAUAGAUUUUGGUUCAACAACAUCUCAAGUACCGUCUCAGGUCCUGUUUCCUCCAGAGUCGGAGUGUACCUGGAUCACAGAGCAGGUAUUCUGUCCUUCUACAGCGUCUCUGAAACCAUGACUCUCCUCCACAGAGUCCAGACCACAUUCACUCAGCCUCUCUAUGCUGGACUUUGGGUACUAAGAAGAACUGAGUCAGCCGCACAACAUCGUCUCUUCACCGCCUGUGACCCACCACGAAGCGCCAGUGGCAUCUGCAGCUCCCGAGGCCAGCAGAACCACUCAGCCGAACCACACGCCGAAGCCAGUCACCACCCGCCGAAGCCAGUCAACCGGGCCCGCAUUGCUGAACCCAGAGAGGAAGAGGCCAAAACCCCCGCUGAGUUCGCAACCAAAACCACUCCAGGGCUGACGAUCGACGUCUUCUGCACAAGCCUUAGGCAGAAGACAGUCACUGCGGAUUCCGGUCAUUGUCCCCCUGCCUUGAGUGUGGAAAGUCUGGCUGCGUUUACCCAGCAGAUCUUGAGUCCACCUCAAAAAUCUCCGUGUUAG
Molecule: messenger RNA, 3846 nt
Organism: Scomber japonicus (chub mackerel)
Lineage: Eukaryota; Metazoa; Chordata; Actinopteri; Scombriformes; Scombridae
Exons: 5
Coding region: 1-3846 (1281 amino acids)
Molecular function (GO): zinc ion binding; protein binding
Source: RefSeq, a predicted model, not a curated record